AUGUCCUCAAAACGUAGGAAAAAUAACGGAAAUGACGAUGACGAAACUGAUUAUUGCACUACAGGAGAUCCAAACGAGGAAAUUAUUAUUCCUGGUCAGAAGAAAAGAAAAAUUGAGAGCAAACAGCCUUCGGCAACGGGUGGCAAGAAAAACCGUAAUUUUGUGAAAGAACGCGAGGAAGCUAAAAUGACAAAAAAGAUGAAGCGUCAAUUAGCCGCUGUUCAAGCCAGAAAAGCUUUGAAACAAACUCAAGAGGAACUUUUCGCUGGACUUGCCGAGUUUCAAUUAGCUCCAUCGAUUGUUCACAAACUCACCUCAAGCUCCACAUUGGCAAAAGCUCCGGAAAAACCAGCAAAUUUUCCAGAGAAAAUUAAAGUUUUCAAUGGCAAGAAGAAACAAGAAGACAAACGAGUACAACAGAACUAUUAUCCAACCGAUGAUGAAUCUUCAAGCGACGAAGAAGAAGAAGAAGAAGAACAGGAAGAAGCAACACCACAAGAGAACCAAAAAGAAAUCCAAAUUAAAGAAGAAAUAAUUGACGAAGAAAAUGAGCCAGACACUGUGGCGGGUCCCUCCACGGAGAAUCUAAAACGCGAAGACUUUGAAGAAUCCGAUGAAGAAGAUAUUCUUGCCCUUCCAACGACAACAGUCGUCGAAAGAAAACGUGUUUUAGUGUCUCGAAGUGAAGAAAUCCAAGCAAAACGAGCCGAAUUGCCGAUUUUUGCCGAAGAAAUGAGGAUCGUUGAAGCGAUCAACGAAAAUCUGGUUACUGUUGUAUGCGGUGAAACCGGUUCCGGUAAAACCACGCAAAUUCCGCAAUUUCUGUAUGAAGCCGGCUAUGCUUCCGAAAACGAGCUGAUUGGAAUCACGGAGCCGCGACGAGUGGCAGCGAUUGCGAUGGCUCAGCGAGUCGGAGAAGAACUCGGAAAACCGGAAAACGUGUCAUAUCAAAUUCGCUACGAAGCAACUCGAUCGAAAGACACAAAUAUUCUAUUCAUGACCGACGGAGUUUUAAUGAAAGAAAUGGAGACUGAUGUGAUGCUUAAAAAAUAUUCAGUGAUUUUAAUCGAUGAAGCCCACGAACGCUCAAUGUACAGCGAUGUGCUGAUUGGAAUGCUUUCAAGGAUUGUCCCUCUUCGCGCGAAGACCCCGAGGCCAUUAAGACUUGUCAUUAUGUCGGCCACAUUGAGAUUGGACGAUUUCACGCAUAAAAAACUCUUUCCCGUUCUGACGCCGAAAGUCAUCAAGGUUGAUGCUCGCCAGUUCCCAGUCACAGUUCAUUUCGAGAAACGAACACCUCAAGACUAUUUAGCAUCUGCUUUCAAAAAGGUGUGUCGAAUCCAUGAGACACUGCCUUCAGGAGCAAUUCUCGUGUUUGUCACUGGUCAAAACGAAGUCCGCCAAUUGCUGGGAAAACUGAAAAAACGAUAUCCGGUGAUUUAUGAGCACGACAAGGAUGGUGAAGUUCUUGUUCGAGGCACUAAGCAAUGGAAGGAGAAACACCUGCAGAACGCCAAAAGUAUCAAACUUGAAGAUUUCAAAGAAGAAGCUGACGCGGAACAUAAUUCAGAUUUUGAGGACUUUGAAGGCGAUGAUGUGAACGAGCGUGGCGCCGCAGAAGCUUUUGAUGACUAUGAGGAAGCCGAAAACGGGGAUGGAGACCUGACAGACGAGAAAACUGAGACAAUCGUCGGACCACCACCAGCAGAUUGUGAACCUCUUUUCUGUCUUCCGCUCUAUUCUUUACUCUCAAUGGGCAAACAGCGUCGAGUUUUCGACGAAGUUCCUGCUGGAAUGCGGCUCUGUGUCAUUUCGACGAACGUCGCUGAGACGUCUCUAACAAUUCCUGGCGUCAAAUACGUCAUCGAUUGCGGAUUUGAGAAGCGGCGAUUGUACGAUGCGAUCACCGGUGUUUCUCGGUUUGCCGUAUGUCGAGUGUCUCAAGCUUCCGCCGAUCAGCGAGCUGGUAGAGCCGGUCGAAUCGCUGCCGGACACGCGUAUCGCCUUUAUUCGUCGGCGGUGUUUCAAGACUUGGCCAAGUUUGCCGACCCGGAGAUUCUCACCAAGCCCGCCGAUCAACUCGUCCUUCAUCUCAAAUCAAUGAACAUUGUGAAGGUUGUCAAUUUUCCGUUCCCAUCGGCACCGAACGAGAAAAUGUUGGAAUCGGCUGAAAAACGACUAAUUAAACUCGGAGCACUAGCUGAAAGCACUGUGAAUGAAAAAACGGUCGCCAGAAUCACGAAGCUCGGACGAACGUUGGCGGCAUUUCCAUUGGCGCCAGCGUACGCGAAAUUUAUCGCAAUGGCCGAUCAACACGAUCUCAUGAGCCAUGCGAUUAUGCUCAUUUCCUUGCUCUCCGUGCGCGAGCCUCUAAUUCCGAUCGCGUCAAUUCGCGGAAAAACGCCAGAGGAAACGAAAGAGCUUAUGAAAACGGUGCUGAAGGAACGAAGAAGUUGGUGUUCGCAAAAUGCGUCGAGAAGAUUAGGCGAUUUGAAAGUUCUUAUGCAUGCUGCUUCAGUUGCUGAAAGUUUCAAUUACAAUCCUUCGGAAUGCGAAAAAGCGGGACUUCGUGUUAAAGCUCUAGUUGAGGCGCGAAAAUUACGCCAACAACUCACCAAUAUUGUGAACACCUCUUGCGGAAAAAUGAUUGCGAUUCCCGACAAAUUUGAGCCACCGUCAAUUCAGCAAGCACAACUAUUGAGACAAAUCGUCGUCGCGUGCUUCGCUGAUCGAAUAGCCCGUCGAAUUGAUCGGUCGACAACACAGGAGCAAGUCGAAAAGGGCGCCUACAAAUCGUCAAUCAUCGAGGAGAAUGUAUUCAUCGAUCCGUCGAGUGUCAUGUUCACCGAGGAGCCCGAGUUCGUCAUCUAUCAAGAGAUUGUGCAAGUCAGCGAGAAAAAGCUGAUGAGCCAAGUGUGUGCAGUUGAUGCGGAAUGGAUUAGCCGUCUUGCGGAAUCAUAUUGUCAUUUCGGAGAGAUGAAUAAAGAUGAGGAGCCCAAAUAUGAUAAGGAGAAGGAUAUAAUCGUGAAGAACGUGAAGGUCACUUUUGGUCCAUUAGAUUGGCCGCUGCCCGACGAAAUGAGGGAAAUUCCGCAUGAUAUCAUGCGUUAUCGCUAUUUCGCACUUUUCUUGCUUGAUGGACAGAAAAGGACCGAGGCUCUACUCAACAGGCUUAUCGAUAAAGAGAUCUACACUAGAAAGGAGCUUAAAUCAUUCUGGCUGAGAAAUGAGAAUUUCCUUUUGGAGGAGUAUCUCGAAUGGCUACCGCAAAGCCUUCAUCCAGCUGUUAAUCUUUUGUGGCCGCCACUUGACGACAAUGAGAAGACUUCAAAAAUGGGACGGAAUAAGAAGUUUUGUUGA
Messenger RNA from Caenorhabditis bovis, 3360 nucleotides. Lineage: Eukaryota; Metazoa; Nematoda; Chromadorea; Rhabditida; Rhabditidae. The record is from the annotation of a GenBank genome assembly.